CUGCAUGUUCCCUUGUUGAUGACUCAUCUUCUGUUAGCCCUAACCAGGCUUAUCUGAGCCAGGUUGUCCUGUCCCCAGCUAGUCCCCCCCAAACUCCUGACAGGUCUGCAGUUGAAAACCAAAUGAGCACUGUCUCUGGAAUCCCCUUCAGUCAAGGACCAGGCACCCCCAUUAAUACUUCAUCCACUCAAGCUAGUCCUGCUCAUUCUGGUCUGGCUCAGGAUAACACUGCGAUGCUGAGCUCAAGUCCAACCAUUACAACACCUGUUAGUCCCCCAAGCCUAGACCAUUCACAGGCUAGCCCUCCUCAGACCUGCCCACCUGCUCCUCAAGAUGGCUCUUUGCACAGUAGUCCAGUCGGCCGAUCACAAGCUGGAGAUAUACAAGCUAAUGCUAGUCCUGACCCUGCAUGGCUGGAAGCAAGUCCUAGUCUAUGUCCUACUAGUCCUGUGCAACCUGAGGCUAGUUCCAGUCCUAGUCCUGUUAGCCAAUUGAGGUGUGAGGCAAGUCCAGGUCCUGUCAGCCCUGUGCAGUCUGAAAUCAGCCCUAGUCCUGGUCCUAUUGGCCCUGUGCUGUCUUGUCCUUCCAGUCCCCAGAGACACACACCAACAGAGAGGGAGUCUGCAGCCACAGGGGACGUCAGCAUGUUGGAGGAGCAGAAGGAGAGAGUGAGGACUGAGAAGGAGGUAGAGGAGGACAGAGAUGCCCCACAGCAGCAGCAGCAGCAGGAGGAGGAGGAGAUGGAAGAGCCUCAUCAGGCGACUAAGAGGAGUCCAGAAGAGAAGGAGAGUCCUAAGAGGACAAAGGAGGAGGGAGAAGAGGAAGUCUGUGUUCCUGCAGAAGUCGAACAGGAACACCAUCAGUCUCCUCCUCACGCUCCUGCUGCCUCCCCCUUUCAGCAGGCUCCUCCCACCACACAACAUCCCUCCCUACCCCCCUCACCUUCUCCUCCUGCCUCCCCCCUCACCUCACCACCAUCCCCUCCUCCUUCUCCAUAUAGAGCUGGCUCUCAGGAGGCCUCCCCAUCCUCACCUCACAGGAAUGCCUUACUCCCCUCCUGUUCCCCCCACACCCCACCUCCUCUAAAGGACCCCCCACAGGAACAGGAUCCAAGAGAAGCUGAGACCAUGAAGGGUUUGGAGGGGAUGCAAGAGGACAAAACACUUUCCUGUCAUGGGGCAGUUGAUGGCAGCCAAUCGGAGAACCAGUUUGAACCUGUUGCUCUAGCAAUAGAACCCACCAAAGAUAAGCACCAAUCACAUGCUGAGCCUUUGGAGAGACAGCAAGAGGAGACUGACGACUCUCUUAAAGUGACUGAACCAGCAGCAGCCACUCAUGAAAAGGUUGAAGAGCAGCAGCCAAUCAUAGAGCAGUAUAGUGCAGUGGAAGAGGAGCAGGGGGAGGAAGCGAGAAAAGAAGCUGAGGAUCAGGACCAUUCAGAUCUGGAUGAGGAGCCAAUGAGCCCUGUCCUGGAACUGGACCCUUCUUUAGAUAUGGAGGUGAUGAAGCUGAUGUCCUCCUCGUCUCCUCCCCCCUCCUUCCUUCACCUCUCCUCACCCAGCCCGCCUCCAUUCUCUCGCCGGGGGAAGGGUCGUACUCUCAGACCUCCUCCCUGCUCUUCCAGGCCUUCAGAUGACCUCUCCAUCCGUCUGAGGCAAUCUCCCUUCUCAACGGAGGCCUCCCCAGAGACCUCCCCGGCUAGAACUCCCAUGACCCCUCCUCCCUUAUCCCCACCCUCACCUCAUCACCGAGCCUCCCCCUCUGCCAGAGAGUCUCCACCUCUGUCAAAGCUUCAGGCUCCGCCCACCACUGUGCUCCCCCUCACUCCUAAAAUUGGAAUGGGGAAACCGGCCAUCACCAAGAGGAAGUUCUCCCCGGGCCGAGCCAGGAUCAAACAGGUUUCGUGGUGGAGUAAUCGCAGGGCGGUGAGCCCGCCCUCGUCCUCCCAGGAUUCCACAGGGGAGGGAGGGUGGGACAGCCCUAAGCCCCUCCCACCGGACUCCCCCCUCUGGAGCAUGAGAGUGGGUCGCGGUUCAGGGUUUCCAGGCAGGAGGAGGUCCAGAGGAGGAAGCAUUGGAGGAGGAAGAGGAGGCAGAGGAAGGAGCCGGCUAAAGACUCAGGACAGUCUGCCCGUUUCACCUGGAUCUGUGUAUGUGGAGCCGUUCCAGCCGAAGGAGGAGGAGGAGAACUCCAUGCACAACACAGUGGUGAUGUUUUCCACCUCCGACCACUUCACCCUCAGACAGGACAUGUGUGUGGUGUGUGGUAGUUUUGGUCAGGGCGCUGAAGGCCGGCUGUUGGCCUGUUCUCAGUGUGGACAGUGUUACCAUCCCUACUGCGUCAACGUCAAGAUCACUCGAGUCAUCCUGACCAAAGGGUGGCGCUGUCUGGAGUGUACGGUGUGUGAGGCGUGUGGCGAGGCCAGCGACCCCGGGCGACUGUUGCUAUGUGACGACUGUGACAUCAGCUACCACACCUACUGCCUGGACCCGCCCCUUCACACUGUCCCUAAAGGAUCCUGGAAGUGCAAGUGGUGGGUCCACCUGUCAAUCAAUGUCACAUGUCUGUUCCCUACCAAUCAGCCUCCAAUGGUUGUGUGUGUCCUCUGA
This is a messenger RNA of Labrus bergylta (ballan wrasse), 2609 nucleotides long. Lineage: Eukaryota; Metazoa; Chordata; Actinopteri; Labriformes; Labridae. The record is from RefSeq and is a predicted model, not a curated record.